CAUUGUAAAUUUCGGCAAUGUCUUGAAAAUGGACUAUUACACUCAAGGAAAUCUGAUACGAUCGCGGCGUUAAGGCAAAGAUAGCAAAUAAGCAGCAAAAUGGGUUAAAAAGUGAGCCAAGAGAUCAUGCCCCACAGCAGUGAUGAGGAAGGGGGCGGAGGAUGUAAGCAGAAAGUUUGGACACGAGGUGAGAAAUGUCUGGCGCCAUAUUCUGGCGAUGGGGAACUGUACAGAGCAUGCAUCAAAGAGAUUAACCGUAGGAACAGAAAGGGAGUCUUUGCUGUGGUAAAGUUUGAUGAGUAUGACUCAGAUGAAAAUGAAGAAGUGCCUAUCACCAGCCUCCAAACAACCAAGCCGAAGUAUGCAUGGAGGAAAAUUGAUGUGGACUCUGCAGAAGAAGAUGUUGAGGACCUUCAGAAGAGCUUGUUUAAGCCGCUAUGUGGAAACGAGGAAUAUUUAAGACUUGAGGGUAAAUUCAACACUGUUGACCAUGACAGUGAUGAAGACUGGAGGUCACCUGCACCUAAAACAAAGGGCAAAGUUUCAGAAUGGAAGAUGAGUCUGUCAAGUGCAAAGGGCUCCCAGAUAAAGUCUCAUGGCAAGAAGAAAACAGUUGUAGCCAUCGGAGGAAGGAAGAAAAAUAAAGAUACUCUCAAGAAUCAAAAUACUGGUGUCCAUGAUUCACAAGAAGCCAGCACAAGCUCAAUACAGAUUGAAGACACAGGGACAGCCAGACCAGAUGUCAGUUCUGUAAAGAAAAGUAACAGGACGACAACUGGCAUACGGAAUGAGGAUGAAUUCUCAGGGUUCACUGAGGAUGAUAUGGAGAAGCCGAAAUUUUCCUUUACCCUGUCGGCUAGUAAAGUACCAUUCCUGUUGUCUGAGCACGGGGAGACACCAGUAGUACAGGUGCCAGCAACCAUCAACCAGUAUCUUCGAGACUACCAGCGGGAAGGCAUCAAGUUCCUGUACUCACAUUACAGAGAAGGUAGAGGUGCUAUACUCGGUGACGACAUGGGACUCGGCAAAACUGUGCAGGUGAUAGGACUUCUGGCUGCGUUGUUGCACAAGCAGGGAAACAGGAUGGACGUCAUGAGACAGAAGCCUAAAUUUAUCAGAGAGUUGUCAGAUUCGUCAGACCAAUACACUGACAUGGACUACAAACCCUUCCUCAUCAUCGGCCCUGGCAGCGUCUUGUACAACUGGCUGGAUGAACUGGACACAUGGGGAUACUUUACAGCAAGCAAGUUUCAUGGUUCCGACAAGAAGACUUGCUUGGCUGAAGUGAAGAAAGGAAAGCUGGAGGUUGUCGUGACAACAUUUGAAACAUUCAGAGAUAACAUGGAGCUGUUGAACUCUGUUGACUGGGAAGCUGUGAUUGUGGAUGAGGUGCACAGGAUCAAGGGUCUUAAAGCACAGACAACUCAAGCCCUGCGUUGUCUGCACACAAAGAAGCGCUAUGGUCUCACUGGAACUGCACUACAGAACAACAUGACGGAACUCUGGUCUAUCCUGGACUGGGCCCAGCCGAAUGUGAUGGGUAGACUGUACGAGUUUGAGACAGAUUUUGUUCAGGUCAUAGAGCGAGGCCAGGGACGUGGUGCCACAAAGAGGGAACUGGCCAUGGCCAGAAAAAAAAGAGAAGAAUUCUCCAACAAGCGGACAAGCAUGAUGAUCAGAAGAACCAAAAAGAUAAUUGCAGACCAGCUGCCAGAGAAAGAUGACAAUGUGGUGUUCUGUAAGUUGACUCCACUCCAGGAAAGUGUGUACAGAGCAGUGCUGGGUCACCCUGACAUGAGCCUCGUUUUGAGAAUGGACGACCCUUGUGACUGUGAGAGCUCGAGAACAAGAAGCAAAUGUUGCUACAAGGUCUCCGCAGAAGGUCACAACAUCACAAGCGUCAUGUUCUCCUUUAUGCACCUGCUUCUGAAGACAGCCAAUCACGUGGCUCUGCUCACACCACAUGCCAACUCCAGCCCACAGCAGCUGAAGAGAACAAAGGAGGUGUGCAAGAUCGCGUUCAAGGACCACCCUCAGUUCCUGGAGCAGAGCAGGGAGGCAUCCUUCCGGACAUUGUCCGAUCCAAAGUACUGUGGGAAGAUGAAGGUUCUCCAGGGUCUUCUGUCGGUGUUCCACAAGACUCACAGCAAGGUGUUGGUGUUCUCCUACUCCACCAGGCUGCUUGACAUCCUGGAACAAUACAUCAUCAGUGACGGACAUGAGUAUCGACGCAUCGACGGCACCGUCAACAACCGCCGCAGGAUGGAUAUUGUUCGCGAGUUCAACAAGGACCCUAACAUCUUUGUCUGUUUGAUAUCUACUAAAGCUGGUGGCUUAGGAUUGAACUUGACUGGUGCCAACAAGGUCGUGAUCUUUGACCCCAACUGGAAUCCAAGUCAUGACCUCCAAGCUCAAGACAGAGCAUACAGAAUUGGUCAGAGAAAGAAUGUGAAUGUGUAUCGCCUCAUCUCUGUAGGGACAAUAGAAGAAAAUAUUUACCUACGUCAAAUAUACAAACAGCAACUAGGAAAUGUUGCUGUUGCAAGUGAGAAUGCGACGCGUUUGUUCCACGGUAUCCAAGGUGACCGCUUCCACAAGGGGGAGCUAUUUGGGGUGAAGAAUAUGUUCCAGAUCCGCACAGGGGACUCUUGUCUAACUAUGGACAUUCUACAGAGAAACCAGAAAACGGAGACAGCUUUACGUGGGUUCCAGAUGUCGAAGUACAUAGUGCCACCAUCAGUUGUCACAGAGGAAACAAUUGAGGAUGAAGAUUUGUCUGAUAACACUAACCUGGAAUCGGAUGAUGAGGAGUCUGAAGAUGCACUGAGACAUCUGCUGGGCACAGACAAUGAUUCAGGUCUAGAUAUAGCAUCGCCACCUCCCUCACCACCAAGUAUAACUAAACCACAGGUGUCUGACAGAAAGAGAUCAGACCAGAGAAAUACGAAGACUGCCAUAAGACGGGAAGUAGUAAAGGAGUUGUCUACCCCUGAUGCAUCUGUCAAUCAGUCCUUUACAUCAAUCAACUCAGUGUUUGAGAAAUGUGGUGUGAUGCACGUCCAUGAAAACCCCAAGGUGGUCGGUGCAUCUCGGGCAGAGAACCACAUGUCACGGCAUGCCAUAAAAGAUGUGUACGAGCUGCACCAGAACUCACAAGCUCCAGCCAUGGAGGUUGAUCCUUACUCUGAUUCCAGUGAGGAGGAGAUCCCUACCCCUCCCCAACUGAAGAAGGGUGGAAGCAGAGGGCGAGGCCGCGGAAGGAAACCUGGGCCUGAUCACAAUACCCCAAGGGCAGUAGAACAUGGGUCUUGUAGGGUCCUGAUUGGCCAGACACCAGCAGCCAUCAGAAGACAACAUUUUGCCAAGAUGGCAGCCAGUGACUCAGCAGACCAGCUGGCUCUUGCAGAGACAAUCCUCAGUGGGAAUGCAGCAUCACGACUACAGAUGCUGAGAGAGUUCUAUACCCAGGAGCACCCUCACCUGGAGGAGGUGGUCAAUACGGCAUUGACCAUCCCCAAGACUGAUGACAGUUCGGUGCUCAGCAGUAGUGUCAAGAAGGCCAGCAGUAUCAAAAAAGGCAAAGAGAGGAAAGCUGUCUCUAAAACUCAGUCUAGGAGCCGACCAAGGAAAUCAAAACAAGGUCUCACUUUUAUGGACUUUGAAGACAGUGAAUCUCAGUCCAUUCCACAACCCAAACCUGGUCCAAGCCGACUUGACCACGAUGAAAGUGACCUGUCCAGCAUGGAAGUAGGCAAGGCAAUAUCUCUGAGAGGAGUGACCACUCGGAUGAGAACUCCUCGUGGGAGACGGACAAAGUCUCAAGGACAGAGUCUGGCAACUAGGACUGUUGUUGAGUCUGAUUUGGACUCACUGUUUGAAAGUAUUCCACAAAAACUGAAUAAACGCUCAAAGGAAAGAGAUCAAAAGCUGGUAAACACAGAGUUGACAUUUUCUGAGACUGUCAAUGUCGAUGAAGUCAAAGUGCCUUUUACAAGAGACGAAGGAUCAAAUGUAGAUGAGUUGCUGUUUCAAAUUGGUAACUGUGGUAGGGAAAAAGACAAGAAACAGUUAAUGCCAGAUGCUAAAGAAGAUGAAGACCAGUUAGUUGUUUCCAUACUUGAUGAUCUAUUCACCACUUCCACAUCACGGAGGAAACCUGCACCACCCAAAGCCAAGAAAAAUGAAAACUCAUGUGACCUGUUUUCUCCAGAAUCAUCAACUUCUGAAAAAGAUGCAGAUUUGACAUCAGACUUGCUCAAUGAGAGCACUUUAGCUGAUGACAGUAUUGACUGUUUCAGUGAGCACAAGAAGUGGAAGAAAAGGAAAGCAUCACCAGGGAAAUCCCCUGGGAAGUCUCCAGGGAGAAGAGUUCAAAGACUUCUCCAAGAGAGUACUGAUGAUUUUGAGAAGCUUUUGGAGUCAGGAAAGUUGAGGAAGAAAGAUGGGAAAUCUACAAGAAAGAAUUUGCAUCGAGAUUUUGAUGACCUUGAUGUUGACGUGGACAGAGAGCACCAGAAUAUAGACAGUGCCAGCCUAUUCUCAUAGCGCUCAAACAAGUGCAUGAUACUUGGGGAUGCCACCCAUUACGAAAUCAGGAAGAUCUACAGUCAUUCCGAUAUUAUGAACCAACUUCUGCCAAAAUGAUUAAGCUAAAUAUGUCAUGUACCUUACCUUGCCCCCAAAAGACAUCACUUGUAAUUAAACCUUGCAACUAUCAUUGCCAGAUACACAAAUAAUUCAUAAUUUUUUAUCUUUUUUUAUGACCUGUGAAGUGAAGGUUUACUUAAUUUGGGUGAUAAAAUAUAAUGCCAAAAAUGUUUUGAUUAAAACUGGACAGUCAGACAUGCAGAUUAUGAGAACUCAUUUCUUUUUGACAGUUAACUGCCUCGCUAUAUGGUAGGCAUCUGGAUGAGUACAUCCCAAUAAAUCCAUGACCUGUGGGCUAGGAUCAAGCAUGCCUCUUGUUUUUUAAGCCUACACCUGUUGUUGUUGGUCACAAGUUUUAGUAUUCUGGUCUACCAUGUCUGCUCUUGUAGAUAGGUCUCUUGUUACAUGUAAAUUAUCAUGAAACUAGGGGACAGUUCAAGGUCAAACUUGGAAAAAAAGUGAUCAUUGAACAACAGUUACUUAAUUUUGUGUUUGUGUGUUUGAGUUACAACUGCUUUAAUUGCUAAAAUCGCUUAGCAAGUUAACCAAUUUCAGUUAAUCAUUGAAAAAUCAUCAAUGAUCAGAUCAGGUGUGCUUUUAGCUGACGGUUUAGGGCAGUGGGAUAGCUUAUUGGUUAAAGUGUUUGUCAUGCUGAUGUUCCAUGUUCAAUUGCUGGCAUGGGUUCAAGGUAUGAAGCCAGUCAUGACUUGAGCCACGAGUCCAAAUCUCAGAUCUUGUGAAAUAUCUUGAUCUUAUGAUCUAUACAACUAAGAGAUUAUACACUUGUACAUCAACACAAGUACUCUGCUGGAAAUGAUGUCAAGUAACAAGUUUGACACAGGUGUUGGAGCAGAUUGUGAAGAAUAUUCUUGAUGUCGUCAGUCCAUGGAUAUCUUAUCUUCUUUCAAUUUUCAGCUCUUGUCAAAAACAAGUCUACACCACAUAUUUGCAACUGGUUACAUAAAAACAUGUUCUCUUUAUGUGAACAAAUGAAACUACAUUUCAUAUUCAUGUACAACAGUGUACACUGUCAAACCUCAGAAGUUACAGUUUUACAUGGCAGUAUAAAGUCAGAUUGACAUGUUUCACUUUUAUACCUUUAAGAAGAUUGACCAAAGAUUAUAUGUAAAAUGCAUUUGAUCAAUUGUUAUUAAAAAUGUUAAUCCUUGA
Molecule: messenger RNA, 5817 nt
Organism: Haliotis rubra (blacklip abalone)
Lineage: Eukaryota; Metazoa; Mollusca; Gastropoda; Lepetellida; Haliotidae
Product: DNA excision repair protein ERCC-6-like 2
Exons: 28
Coding region: 127-4545 (1472 amino acids)
Molecular function (GO): ATP binding; ATP-dependent chromatin remodeler activity
Source: RefSeq, a predicted model, not a curated record